CCAAAUAUCAUUUCCGGGUCAGCAGCUACAGGUUGCUAUGAAGUUGGUGCAUAUGACACGUCAGCUGGCUAGGAAACAAGAGGAAACUGCAACACCUGCUUAUAUAGGACAAUGUCAUAAACCUCCGCGCUGCAUUUAAACGUGCACUGCAGACUGCCACUACAUUACAGACGCGGAGAUUUCCUGAAGAAGACUAGAGUCAGGCGCGUUGCUGCUGUAGCAUCACGCAUGCUGAGACUGAGAGAGAGUUCAGCAUCAUUCAAUCUGGACCCGUCCGACACGACCCACAGAAGAUGAUCAUUCGUUAUCGUGGAUGAGAGAGAGCUCACCCGACCGCUGCUUUUGUCUUCUGCAUCCUGAGCAGCACGUCCAGGGACAUGUCGUCCCCGUCGCCGGUGCAGAUCAGAGAGGCGAAUGCGCACCUGGCCGCGCUGCACAGGCGGGUCACAGACCUGGAGCAGAGGCUGGAGGAAGCGGAGAAAACCGUGCGGGAGCAGGCGGAGAGUCUCAUCCGCAAAGAUGAGCAGCUGAGAGCCACCACGCAAGAAAUCACGGAGGCCAAGGACAAAGAGAUUUUCUUCCUCCAUGAAAAGCUUUGUCAAUCAGAGGAAUCCAUCCAUAAACUCAACCAAACGAUUAAGGAAAAAGAUUCUCUAAUCGGACAGUUACAACACCGCUGUCAGCUGCUGGACAACAUUUGCAAAAGCCGUCCAUUAUUGGACAGCAUGCUGGCCCAGAUGGCUGAGGCUGAGAGAAUGGGGCCUGUCAGUGACUUGGGGAAGCCCACGACCAACAGCUCUCUCACGGACGGAGAGUCCAACUGCAGCCCCAGCCGCCUCUCCAACCACAAAGACUUCUCGCUCAGCGAAGACGACUCUGAUGAUCAGGAAUUAGAUGGGGUUGUGUUUGGGACCACCGUAUGAGAGUCUCAGUUCACCUGCUCCUCAUCUCAGGUUUAGCAGCCUGUGUGUUUUGAUGGUUACAAUUGAUUCAGUGUCUGGUUAAAAUAUCCAUUGUAUCAUAAUACAGGUUACUGGAGUGUGAAUGGGAUUUUACUGUAAAGAGCGAAUGCCUGGUCAAUUCUGGCUAAAUCUAUGUGCAAACUGAUGCAAGUAUGCUACAUAUCUUUUAGAUUUGUCCCUCAAACCACUUUAGUUCUCAUUACUGAACUGAACAGGUUUAUUUAGGUUCAGUUUAAAAUAGGCUGACUUGUCCCUUUUUAACUUUAAAUUUGCAUAUGCUUUGUUAUAUUUUUCUCAGCUGUUUAUACCUUAUAGAUUUAUGCGUUGAAUAUUAGAGAAGACCUUUUUUAAAAUUUACAUCGGAAAUAACUGUUACAUGCAGUCAACCUGCAAUCUUAUUUAUUAACGUGAUCCAGUCCUGAUUUAAAAAGAACGUCUGGGAAACUGUUUUGGAGUUAUAAUAUACUCUGACAUUGCAUGCUUGCUGUUUUUUUGGAGCCUCUCAGUGAACAAUUUCAGCAGUCAUUGACAAUUUACAAAUGAUGGAUUCUGGAUUGAGUUUUACACUUUAUAAAUUUUACCCUCGGCUUUAAACUUCCAGAUUAAAAUGCAACACAUUAUUUGGCACACUUCUUUGAAAAAGCAAAUUUAGAGGAAUCAUAAAAAGCUCAGAAAAGCUCAUCCAAAAUGUUAUAUUUUGUCAUGUCCUGACACAUUCAAACCUCAAUUACUUCACUUAAAGAAGAAGUCCACUUCCAGAACAAAAAUUGACAGAUUAUGUACUCGCCCCUUGUCUCCCAAGAUGUUCAUGUCUUUCUUUCUUCAGCCGUAAAGAAAUAUUUUUUUUGAGGGAAACAUUUCAGGAUUUUUUUUUUUUUUUUUAAUAUAAUGGGCUGAUAUGGUGCUCCGAUUUUGAACUUUCAAAAUGCAGUUUAAAUGCGGCUUCAAACGAUCCCAAAUGCGGUUGUAAACGAUCCCAGCCGAGGAAGAAGGGUCUUAUCUACCGAAACAAUCGGUUAUUUUAAUAAAAAUGAUACAAUUUAUAUACUUUUUAAUGUCAAAUGCUCGUUUUGUCUUACUCUGCCUGAACUGUUUUUUUUUUUUUCAGGUUCAUGACAUUUAGGGUACGUCGAAAAUUUCUCAUCUCAUGUUCUCCCUCAACUUCAAAAUUGUCCUAUAUUGCUGUUUUACCUUUUUUUUUAAGGGUGUUUGAUCUUCUUUGCAUGUUCACUUUGCAAAGACUGGGUCGGUACUUCUGCAGUGAUGAAGGAUGAUUUUGAAAUGAUUUUUGAAAUUGAGGGAGAAAAUACGAAUUAAUUUGAUUUAAAUCUGUACAUUUUUGUUCUAGAAGUGGACUCCUUUAACAGAUAUUUUGAGGAGUAUCUUGACAGAAAUUUAAUUCAAAUGUGUUUUACAAGUUUGCUUUCGAUUCGAUUUACGAUUUGAAUCAGUAGUUAAAAUUUUGGAUUAUACCCCACAAUACAUGGCAAAUUUGCUCAAGGAAAAAAAUAUCUCAACUAAUGCUGUAAAUACAUGAGACAGUUGGUACUACAGGUUCAAAUACUGAAUUCAAAGUUAACUUCAAAUUCCUUAAUUAUGUUUCUACUUCAAUUCGUUUUUUGAAAAGUAAACAUUUAAAUGGUGGCUUUUAUAAAAACUUGCUGGAUUUGUUCAAACAUAAAUAUUGAAGAACAGUAAAAAUUGUAAUUAAUGUUAUAUGGUGCAUACAUUUAGCAAAAUGCUUCUUUCUAGAGUUUAUUUUUCUAGCUGACUAACGAGUUUCUGGGCACUGAAUGUUUUUUUUUUUUUUUUUUUUUUCCCCUGUGAUAAAUGUGACCUUACAUGACAUUGUUUACAAGCUGUUGUAUUAACGUCUUUUUGCGUUUGAAACACUGCGAUUACAUGUGAAAGAAUACGGAUUUCAAUAAGUCGUACUCUUUUAUUUUAACAUACCUUCAGAUGUUUAUUCACGUUAAUUUCGUGCUGAAACUGCUUUUAAAAUGGAGAAGAUGAUCAGUUCACUGCCGCUUCUCAUGAACUAAGGUGCUACCACGACCCGUCACUCCGCAUUAAACAGCGCCAAAACGAUAUUCAGUUUUUGAAUAUUGUAAUAAAAAGGACAGAAUUUGAAAUCCAAAACUUUGUUUCAUAUCAAAACAAUUUGAUAUUCAAUUCAUAACAAAUUAAAAAACUUAGUGCGAUUUAUUGGAUGGGAGGGGCUCUAGAAUGUUCUAUUCUUAACUAAAAACAAUCGAUUCUUGGGAUUUGAGAAUAGAUAUCGUUUCGUAAAAAUGAGAAUCGAUCUGUGAAUUUUGUUACGUUUUUCUCUACAGAUAAAGUAAAACAGUUUCUAACAGACUCAUGGUUGAAAUAUUCCAAUAAAUAAUUGUGCUAUUCUUAAGUGCUAAACAUCUAAAGUAUGUCUUUUUUCCUCAGAAAAACUAUAUAUACAGAAAUCAAACCCUAACAUUAUUAUUUUGUAUUUAUUAUCUUUUAUAUAAAAAAAAACAAACCAACCAACAAACAUAAAGCUUAAAUAUGCCUAUUAAAUUUUGAUUUGGGUGAACUGUCCCUUUAGACAUGAUUUUUUAUUUUAUUUUAUUUUAUUUUUUUCAAAUUUUUAUUUGAAAAAUGAUAAUACUUUACAAUAAGGUUCAUUAAGGCAUCAGAUAUCAUGAACUAAAAAGGAACAACAUUUUACAGUUUUUAUUAAUAUAAUGUUUAUAUAUAAGAAUACUUUUGUUCAUGUUAAUUUCAAGCAUGUAUUAGUAUACACAUAUAUUAACAUUAAUAAAUGCUGUAAAAAUAAUGUCCUUUGUUAUUCCAGGUUAGCUGGUGCAUUAACUAAUGCUAACAUACAAAACAUUCCUGAACGACUGUGAAAAUGUUUUCCUCCACCUAAGUUGCUUUAUAUUUAAAGAUUUGUGCUGGAAACUCAUAAGUAACAGAAGAGAAUCGUAGUAGUUAUCUACAAAACAGGACUUUUUGUGAUACCCUACCACCAUUGUGCAACUGAGCGAGGCGAUGAAGCUCAAGGCUGCUGUUAGUGACAUUGUGACACCAGACUUACACUGUAAUUUAAGGUGCAUUGUGUGUAAUUAAAUGAUCUAUGCAGUGAAGUUGUUCCCUGAGAGCCUCCCUUAAUAGACAGUUAACAGUUAGCACUUAAAAUAGAGCUUCACCAGAUAAGUGGAAAAAAUUAAAACCAAGUUAAAGCUGUUGCUUACACUUUACAGGCUCAUGGUUGAGAAAUCACAAAAAGAGUGUAAAAGCACUAGUUUUUGUUUGUUGAAUAUCUUAGAUAGCUGUUUCCUGGAUUGGCUGAACCAUGUUACAUAUUUACAUGUAAGAUGCCCUUAUGUUUGCUGUUAUUUCAUUUCUAAUGUGAUUCCAAUACAUAGAUAUGGCAUAGGCCUUUCUCUAAAUCCAUUUUGUUGUUCUUCAACAUUCAAUUCGGCCUAGCGAAACCAAAUCUAUGCAAGCCUGUCAUAUUUUGCCAUAUUUAUAUAGUGUCAAGCUGUGGAAAGCCGGAUGGAGGGGAACCAUAAUGUAGUGAAUGUGUGUACUGAUGAUGGGGCAUUAUUCAUGUACAGCAUGUCACCUGUCCUGUUAAGAUGUGAUGGCUACACAUUAUUUUCGUGUUUGUUUUAAGAGUUACAUGUGGUUCUGAACUGCAGCAUGGUAACUUGACAUAUUGGGGCAUGUCAUAUUUGUCUUGCUAGUGCCCUGUACUGAAGUGUGUUUGCUAACAUUUUUCUCUACAGAUAAAGUAAAACAGUGCCUAAAUGACUCAUGGUUACUUGUUCAAUGGAGUUAUUUAUUCUGAAAAAUUCUAAUAAAUUAUUUUGUUAUUCUUCAGUGCUAAAUAUCUAAAU
This is a messenger RNA of Labeo rohita (rohu), 4837 nucleotides long. RefSeq names its product vimentin type intermediate filament associated coiled-coil protein (gene vmac). The coding region runs from base 378 to 923 and encodes 181 amino acids. The transcript is spliced from 2 exons. Lineage: Eukaryota; Metazoa; Chordata; Actinopteri; Cypriniformes; Cyprinidae. The record is from RefSeq and is a predicted model, not a curated record.